This is a messenger RNA of Exophiala aquamarina CBS 119918, 921 nucleotides long. RefSeq lists its product as uncharacterized. Gene Ontology annotation, biological process: regulation of translational initiation. The transcript has a single exon. Gene Ontology annotation, cellular component: cytoplasm. The record is from RefSeq and is a predicted model, not a curated record. Gene Ontology annotation, molecular function: protein binding. Bases 1 to 921 code for a protein of 306 amino acids. Lineage: Eukaryota; Fungi; Ascomycota; Eurotiomycetes; Chaetothyriales; Herpotrichiellaceae.
AUGCCUUCUGAGAAAGCCCUUGUUCCUUCGAACGCCUCGGUCGCCGAUGAGCUAGAGGCUUUGAACGCGAUCUAUGAACCGCACACUUUGGAUUUCCAAGGUGAAACAUCGACAGAGGCAACUGUGGUUCUGCGACUCCCCGACCUGCCAUUUUCGUUUUCGCUCAGCUUCCCACCAGAAUAUCCCGAUGUACCACCGGUCGUUACGGGAACUCAGUCCACGGGAAUCAGCGGCAAAGGAGAGGGAGAGGCGGCCGUGAGCAUUUUACGCGAUCUGCUUGGAACGCUGUGGACUCCUGGACAGGUGUGCCUGUUCGACUUGGUAGAGGAAGCCACACCGAUCCUCCAACAGCAUCGCGCUCAAAAUCGCCAUGGCGCGGCUGAAGCUCACACCUCAGAUGCUGCGCGCAGGUCGGCGACUUCCACACAUGAUGAGCCGGAAACCUUUGACCUGACGAUGGCUGCAGCAUCCACAAUGCCCCCUCCGACUUGGAUAUUAUCCGAACCUAUGACCGUGAGCAAGUCCACGUUCAUCGCCCGUGCCUGCCAGGUAUCGUCGCUAGAUGAAGCGCAGGAGUCUAUUUCACAUCUUUUCUCGACCAACAAGAAGGUUGCAACGGCAACGCAUAACAUUCAAGCAUGGAGGAUACAAUCAACAAAUAGUCAGACGGGUAAUGUCACAACAAUCCAAGAUAGCGACGACGACGGAGAGACAGCCGCCGGUGGAAGACUCCUACACCUGAUGCAGCUGAUGGAUGUAUGGAACGUGGUGGUCGUUGUUACAAGGUGGUACGGGGGUGUGAAAUUGGGGCCUGAUCGAUUCCGACUGAUCAAUAUGGCCGCAAGAGAAGCCCUGAGCAAAGGUGGAUUUGUUAAAGAGGAGUCUGAGAGGGCAAAGGGCAAGGGUAAAGGUAAGAAGUGA